AUGCGUUGUGGAUACCAGCCGAGGCACAUCAGAUCGCUAUAGUAUGGCGAGCCUUGUAACUUGCACGCUUUGGAGAAUCUGCACUGCAUGUUCAUUGGCGAGGGAUGCCUAAGGUAGACUCAUCGUUUUCAAGCACUGUGAUGCCAAGACCAGUUUCCUUGACCAGUAAGUUCCAACGGCAAGACCUCUCGGCUUCACCAACGCAGUGCUUACCGUUGACUACUGGAUUACUCUUCCAGUCCGCUACAUAUAUGAGCAUGCGCAAGGUGAAAUGACCAUCUAUCUCUCCCCUUUCCCUCUCCCCCCUUUCCCUCUCGAUAAGUUGUAACCAUCCCCUUCUCCAGGUAACGUCGCUACAGAGGCUCUGACCCAAACUUCAGCUAUGAUGAAAACCCUCCCAAGCCCCAACCACCUGGUCGCCAUCUGGGCUGGCGUCUUCCCACUAUCCGACGCCAAUGGACCUCCCCAGCAGUGGAUCGACCUUCACUCGAAAUCAGUCAUCUACAAUGAUCACGCCUUUCGUGUUCAGCGCAAAGGUCACGCCGGCAUAGCGGAUCACGUCGGGAUGUGGAAGCAUGCAAACCCUAACUUCGAGAUGCAUGUCGAGCUCGUGUGGCCGGAGCUGAAGAAGGAUGGCAAAUUUUAUGUGACCUUUUCCUUCGUCGGGACCGGAAAGUACGCGAACAACUUGACUAGCCAUUUCAAGGCUAGCGGAAAGACUUUUCGCUAUCAGGGAAGGUUGGAUCUCACAAUUAAUGAGGAUGACGGGCUGAUUGAGGUUGUGGAUGAGUAUUAUCCCUUUCACUUCGAUGCGGGGACCUCGGUUGAGGAGUAUCGGAAGCAAGAGGAAGACAACUAAUCGAAGCCCUCAAGUACUUACUACUUGUCUCUGGAUAGCGAGCCAAUGCGUUAACACAGCAAAGUAAAC
Colletotrichum godetiae is the source of this 928-nucleotide messenger RNA. RefSeq lists its product as uncharacterized. The transcript is spliced from 2 exons. The record is from RefSeq and is a predicted model, not a curated record. Bases 383 to 859 code for a protein of 158 amino acids. Lineage: Eukaryota; Fungi; Ascomycota; Sordariomycetes; Glomerellales; Glomerellaceae.